Acaulospora morrowiae is the source of this 177-nucleotide messenger RNA. NCBI's taxonomy places the organism in Eukaryota, Fungi, Glomeromycota, Glomeromycetes, Diversisporales, Acaulosporaceae. The record is from the annotation of a GenBank genome assembly.
AUGGGGUGUCCAUCAAUCUUCCCAUUAAAAUGGAGUAGUUGUUUCUUAGUUUUCUUCAAUGUGGAUAAACUUAGCAUCUGGGAAAGUGGAUUGUUCUUCGAUUACAGCGUAGUGGCCUAUCUUCCCACAAUUGUAGCAUUUCACUUGUUUCUUCUGGUAUUGGCUACUGAUGGAUAG